AAUAUCGCCAACGUCUCAGACCAAAAUUUCGCCCAAAAUCGGAAGUAGCCAAAAGAUGUACAUAUUAAACCGUCUCAAUUCGGCCAAUCACCUCGCCGCCGCCGCCGCCGUGCUCAGAACGAAUAUCAGUCACUUCUCUCCCGCAGCGACAGCCGGAAUCAGUGAUACCCGCAAUUCUUAUGCGAGGAAUAGGGGAAAAAAGCUGACGGAGCUCUCGAGGAGUGUGGUGAUGCUGACUUGCGACUCAUCUGCAGACGGCGGCAUCUGCAAUGUUUACUUGAUCGGAUCCAAUCACGCUUGUCCGAAAUCCUGGGAAGAAAUUAGGGCAGCGGUGCGAUUCUUGAAACCAGAGGUUGUUUUCCUAGAAUUGUGCUCUAGUCGUGAUUAUCUUCUUGGGCGUGAAGAAAUCAAGGUUCCGACUAUGAGAGAAAUGGUGGAAAAGUGGAAGAAAAAUCAAAAACUUUCUUGGAUUCUUUUCGAUUGGUAUACGACUAAGCGUUGGAGUCGAUUAGAAGUUGAAGAUGAUGGAGAUUUUCAGGCAGCAAAUGAUGAAGCCAAGAAAUAUGGUGCCAAAGUUAUACUUGGCGAUCGACCCAUUGAUAUUACAAAUCAGAGAUAUAUUGCCAAGACGUCUAUUUGCCAAUUCGUCACCUUUGGAAUUGAAGGAAUUCCCGUUAAUUUACCAAAUGAAAUCUGGGAGAAGCUAAUCAACGGAAAGUAUGAUGCUCACGCGGUCCAACGAUAUAAUCAAGAGAAGGCCAAGAUCGAUCCUGCUUGGGCAGAAAUAUAUGUCCAUGAGCGUGACCUAUAUAUGUCGGCCAAGAUACUAGAUGUUGCCCGCAAACAUAAAUUGGUGGUAGCUGUGGUGGGAAAGGCCCAUAUACCAGGAAUCCAGAAGAACUGGAAACAACCUGUUGACGUGGAGCAACUUCUUAGCAUACCAACUCAAAAAAAGACAGUAUCAAUGGGCAAGAUACUUCCUAUCGCAGGGGUUGCCAUGAUUUAUGGCAAUUAUCUCUCGAUAAAUCUGAGUUGAGUUGAGACGAGCUGCAUAUUAGGGUGAUUGACAUUGCGUGAUUGCAGUUUCAUCAAUUUGAUUUGAUUAUAAUAUUUUGUAUCUGGAUCAUCGAUUCUUCUCCCACGAUUUGCGUUGUGAUUCAUUCUUUGUGGUCUUACUAAGAUUUGAGGUGGUGGAGCAGUCCUAGUGUUUGGAGGGCUGCAAAUGAUGGGGCAUCGGAGAAUGCCUCGAUGUAUUUUCCGAUCACUGAUACAACAAGAAGCAUUCACCGAUCACCCCUAAACCCAGCUUCAAUUUCCAGCAAACUUAGGAUGGCAGCUGGUUGUCGCCACCAUUCAUUGAAGGCAGCAACUUGGUUUACAAGUUGGGAUAUUUUUUAUAAAACGUCAUUGUUCAACUCUAGGCGAAAUAGAGAGUUUCGAAGUGUAAGUUCAUAUGAUUUUUACAACAUCCAUAGAAGAUCAGGGCUUUUUUCUAUUUUUGCUUUAAUCCAAAGGUCUGUUGUUUUUAUGACUUUCAGAAAGGUUAGAGCAUUUUUAUAACU
Molecule: messenger RNA, 1562 nt
Organism: Salvia miltiorrhiza (redroot sage)
Lineage: Eukaryota; Viridiplantae; Streptophyta; Magnoliopsida; Lamiales; Lamiaceae
Exons: 9
Coding region: 56-1036 (326 amino acids)
Source: RefSeq, a predicted model, not a curated record